CAUUCGCGCCUGGGCAGCUGAUGACCCUCUCUAUUGUACUGUGUGUGUGUCGGACUUUUAAGGCCAAUGCCUGACUGUCAUGGACAGAUUUUGCAUGAAUUUCUGGAUGCUAUCAGAGGACAAACCCGGGCUCUCUGAAGACGACUGAGAGACGAUUGAGAAAAAGUAGUUUUCAGGUCAUGGAUUUCCCGGGGCAUUUUGAGCAGAUCUUCCAGCAGUUGAACUACCAGCGUCUGCAUGGACAGCUGUGCGACUGCGUGAUCAUGGUUGGUAGUCGUCAUUUCAAGGCUCACCGUGCCGUCCUGUCCGCCUGCAGUACACAUUUCCGAGCCCUGUUUACUGCUGCUGAGGGAGACGCCAGUACGAGGAUGAUCCACCUGGACUCAGAAGUGGUGACCGCUGAAGCAUUUGCUGCACUCAUGGACAUGAUGUACACGUCCACGCUGAUGCUAGGAGAGAGUAACGUGAUGGAUGUCUUGCUGGCCGCUUCUCAUCUGCAUCUGAACGCUGUGGUGAAAGCCUGUAAGCACUACCUUACCACUCGUACUCUACCCAUGUCUCCUCCGGCAGACCGUAGUGGUCAGCAUCACGCCGAGCAGCAACAAGCAGCAGUGGCUGCGAACUCUCAUCUCCAGCGUUCAUUUCUGCUUCAACAGCUCGGCCUGAGCCUGGUCAGUUCUGCCCUGAGUGGCGCUGAAGACGGCGGAACAGGGAACGGGAGGAGAACGGGUUCAGCGUGCGGUAGCGGGUUGGUGGAUCAGCACGGUUCUCAUCCGGGACGCCGUUUCCUGAAGCGCAAACAGCCCUUGUCCCUGAUCGCUUCAGAACGGGGGAGGCCACGGCUCUCCACGCAGGUGGAGGGAAUUGUGGGGGAAUCGGGGGGGCGAGAGGGUGGAGAGGAGCUUCUGUCUCCAGAUUCCCAUAGUAAAAUGGUGGAUGAGGUCGUCGCUGGGGUCAUUCCAGGGGAUGAUGGAGGUUUACUAGAACGAGAUGGGUACCGCAGGGGACUGACCCAUGAAGACAUGCAGCUUCCCAGUCAGUCGGAUGGAGGAAGGGGACCAGGACCGGAAAAAACAUUGCUGCUGUCAUGCAAAGAGGAGUACCCAGAUGCGAGCCGUCACCAUACUGAGGGGAUGAAGAUAAAGAACGGAGGUGAGGAAGAAGAGGAGGAGCAGCAGCAGCACAUGCAGGUCGUGGUGAAGAGUGAGCCAAUGAGUUCACCCGAGGCUGCUGAUGAGACUAGCGAUGUUACGUCUCAGGCAGAAGGGAGUGACCAGGUGGAGCCAGUUGGAGAAAAGCUGGAAUUGAGUCCUGAGGGCAGUGAGCGCAGCUACUCCGACCCCCAGCCCAGCUCUGGGCUGCUGAUUAAAGGAAACAAGGGGUUAGGAGCAGCAGAAGACCGAGGAAGAGGAGAGGAGCUCUCCUGCAGUGAUGCUCUAGAGUCCUCCUCUGGACUGCACAUCUCCAGUUUCCUCAGCGCGAAGGCCUUUGCUGGCAGAGGGACAUCAUCUAACCGUGCCAACAGUGUUGACAAUGUUCCCAACACUACAACCGGAGAGUUUCAAGCAGACCACGAUUCCUCUCGCUUCUUCCUCCCAGCCGAUUCCAUCAACACUUCAUCUUCCUCUCUGCAGCUCCUUCCAGGCGAAGCACAGGUCUGCUCUGACCUGCAGCCUGAGUCCCUUCUUCUGCGGCCACUGCAUGAUGGGAUGGCAUCAUCCUCUUCAUUAGCAGCGUCCCGUGGUGGAUCGGUGGACCAGCUUGCACUAGAGUUCCAGCGAAACAUUUUGGGAUUGCAGACCUUCCCUCGUUCAUCCAGGGGUGGAGCGGGAGGGUGCCAAGCAUACCGGCGCAUCGCUCCCAAAGUUCCACCAGGAGGUGCUACAACACUUACAGACAGCCCUCAGCAGCUUGAUGCUGCCUCCUCUUCCUCUUCCUCCUCAGUGCUUCUUAACGGGGUGAACUUAAUGGAGAGUUCUGUUACCGUAGGUCAAAAUGUUGGCAGCUCCAACUUGAACCCGCUACCCCAGUUAACAAGAGCCUCUGCAGAUGUUCUGUCAAAAUGUAAGAAGGCACUGUCCGAGCACAACGUUCUAGUGGUUGAAGGCGCCAGGAAGUAUGCCUGCAAGAUCUGCUGUAAGACGUUCCUCACUCUGACGGACUGCAAGAAACACAUCCGAGUUCAUACGGGAGAGCGCCCAUACGCCUGUCUGAAAUGCGGCAAGCGCUUUAGUCAGUCCAGUCACUUGUACAAGCACUCGAAAACAACCUGCUUACGAUGGCAGAGCAGUGAUAUGUCUAACACCCUGCUCUAAUUCAACCGCAGGCGCUCCAAAAGCACCAUAUAAGGAGUGAGCAGAUCUGUACACUGUAAUCUCACAUCCACCAUUACAGUAGGUAUAGGAACGUUUUUUUAGGUCUUUCAUGGCUGUAGUAUGUUGUUAACAUGCUUCCAGUUAACAUGCCGUCCAGAGAUAGUUCACACUGAAAUGUUCCAAACCUGUGACCUAGAAAAAAAAUGAACAAAUUAUUUUGCGUUCCUGCAGAAAAUGAAAGUCAUACAGGUUUGGAACAUGAGGGUGAGGAAGUGAUAACAGAAUUUUCAUUUUUGGGUGGACUGUCUCUUUCACUGUGAAAUGUUUUCAAAAGAACUGAAAUCAGACAGAACCUUAGAAGGCCACUCCUGUGUCCUGAUGAUUGAAGCUUGCUGUGGACGUCAGAAUUGUAUUGUCAGCUGUGUACUGUUGAUGUAUUUUAGCUUCUGAAGUUGUCUGUAUAUUCUGAACUGAAGCAUCAAAAGGAGAUUCAUCAGUUUUAAUUUAGGUGCACCUUUAGGCCAGUGGAUCUCGACCAUGGGCCCCACUAGUUGGCCUCGGCAAACAUCCAGGAGAAUCCCAAUAAGUCUUAAAAUUAUUUACAUUUAGAUAUAUUAACUUAAUCUUAAUUCAAAUUUUAAACAUUUAAAGCAUCACAACAUUGAACUGACAUCAUAUUUUUGACUUUAUGAUGAUAGAAGUGCAUAUCAACUUUGAAUAUUGUCUUAAGCUUAAGUGGGGUCCUGGAGUCAAAAAGGUUGAGAAGCACUGCUUUAAGUUCCAGUGGUUUAAGUUACAAAACUAUGUGAGCUGCCUGCCUGACUGUUUACAGUUCAUAUAGGCAGCCACUAAGGCAGCAAACUCAGAACUCAAAUGAAACCUCACAUUGGAACAUCUGGAAAGAACAUGGGCAGCUGUACUUUUAUGUUUCCCCAAGAAAUUUGCCUUAAUUUUUUAUUUGUUUUUGGCAAACUUAUAUAUUAGUGGUUUUGCCUUUGCUAACACAAAAGUUUCUCAGGUGAACCGAUGAAGUUUUUAGGGCGAACACAAAACUCAAAAGCUUUGAAAUCUAAUUGGUCCUCCCAUCUCAUUUUAUCCCAUUUAGGGGUACUGUAUAACUUAGUCUCGCGUAGCCAGACCUUCUGACUUUAGCCAACGGUCCGUGGGAGUGACGUCUGAGGCUGAGACUAUGUAUAACUUAGUUAAUUGCAAAGGAGUUUGACUCAAAAGUCAAUUUCAAGCCUACAGUCAGCUAUUCUGGGCUAGUGCUAUUUACUUUCUAAGUGCUAAAAACUUUCCACACAACAUAUUUCAAAUCGGCAACCGAGUCUGACAUUAGCUGUUUGAUAAAUGUUUUUGUCAUACUCAAAAAGCUUAUAUUUCUGAUUGUCUCUAUGGCAGCUGGAGAUUUUAUUCAGAAGGUGGGAAUUAUUCCACCAUAUUUUGCAUUGCACUUUCUCCCAUUUAUAGUAAUGAGUGCACCUUCUUGGUUCAUCUCAAGUAUGGGUGGAAAACUCAGUUCCUGGAUGGCCACUGCCCUGCAGAGUUUUUCUAGUUUUUCUAGUAUUACAUUCAUUGUGUGGGAUACAUGUGAUGCUGCUUUCAAAUGUCCUUACGGUUCAGUCUUCACAUCAAGAUAAUUCUGUCUAGGGCAGGCUGUCAGCUUACUAGGUUUUGUAACACCGCAAAUAUGUAAAAGAAUAACCUUGCACAGUCACUACCGUUACACUUUUACUGUUACAAGGUCAAAUAAAUAGAUUUCUAUUAGAAGACAAAUCUUUUGACCACAUGUGGAAAUAUGAGCAGAAUUGACCUUGUUGCAUAUAUUUCCCUAAACUAACAAAUACUUUGUUUCUUGACUGUCGAUUAACACAAAAUGAUUCUUGUUUUCUAUGAACAGUAAUCAUUAUGUUGUAUUCUUAAAAAUAUGAAUGCGUUAAGACAUGAAAUAUGUCCCCUUUGCACAGAAGAGGUAAUUGUUAGGAACAUUUUUUACUAAAGCACUGUGUAUUUGUGCCUGUUUCUGUUGUAUUCGAAUUUCUUACACUUUAUUGACAAAUGCAGACAGAAAUCAUGCACCGAGCACUGCAUAAAUGACCAUUUAACCUGAAAUCCUCAGACCAUCCUCUGUUUUGAUUCUAUUGAUGCCCCUGUGGCUGAAAUUGAUAUCAGCACUGAGAGAACGUUAGACUACAGUGUUUAUAGUUACACAUUUUCCAUUUAAACUAAGAUACUAAAGAACCUGCAUACUGAUUAAAUUCAUGUUGACUAAUUUUAAUGGAAGCUAUCGGUGAUGAAGUGGUCACUUAAAAAAAAAAAAAAAAGACUGUUACAUUCAUGUGUCUCUUUUGACCUUCCAGUGCACAGAGAGAAAAACCAUUAUGUAAAAAUUGCACCUUCAGUCUUUAAGGCUUUAAUGUUUUACGGUUUGUGGAGUAACACAUACUAAACAAAUAGAACAUGCUGUAAACUAAACUAGAUGUUCAGUCAUUGUAUUAGUGGUUGUUAAUGGAUACUUUUAGGGGAAAUAUAAGAGUCUUGUCCUAGUAGUUUGUGAGAAGUCUUGUCUUUCUGUGAUGUGUUUGAUGUUGUACUAAGAGGAGUCCUUAAAUACUCGUAAGUAUAAUCGUUAAGAUUUAGAAGCUGCUUCACUAAACACAUUCCAACCUGUAAAUGAGCUGUUACUGCAGAACUUAGCAUUUUAUUCAUGCCAUCUUUUAUUUAACCGUAGUAAUGGUUUUUUUUUCCCCUUUGUGGUAAAUAUUGCAUCUGUUUGAUCAGAUGGACUCAAAGAUUUGAAAUAUGAAACAUCAUCACCUAACACCUCUUUAAAUACUAAAUAAGACUAAAUUUAAAAUAAAAUGGAGACAUUUCAGUAUAAAUUAUUGUCCUUUGUUAAUAUUUUUUUUCCUUCUAAUUAUUCAUUAAGAAUGUAUGAUUACAUGCCUGUGCCUGAGUGUUUCAACAUUCCUAGUAUAAUCGACUAAAUGUACUGGGGAUGUCCAAAGUCCAAAACGUGUUUGAAUUUAUACAUUAAUUGUCAAGCAACAGUUGACCUUAAGUGUGUGUACAUAUCAUGUGUUAAAUGUAACUAAUCAUACAGGACUUUUUCUUUAAAUGACCUGAAUCACAGUGGAAGUGAAACAACUGCCUUAUGUGAUUUGUUAUUAUUAGUAUUAUGAAUCUUAGAUCUAGAAAUGCCAAAAGUGAAGGAAUUAUUGUGAGUCUAUGUAAUGGCUGUUAACUGCACAUUGUUAGAGCACUCCUUUGUUUUUCUACUGGUUUAAAAAAAAAAAAAAAAGAAUUAAGUGAAUAAAAUCAUGAAGAAUGCUAUACAUUCAGUCUGUCUUUUCAUUAAAUGUGUCUUUUUUUGAAAACAGAUGACUCAGAAGUUCUAAACUGGCGACGUAUUUAAGCAUAGAAAGACUUGCAGGGAUAUUGCUGGUCUUAGCUGAGUUUGCUCUUUGUAGAUCAUUGAUCUCAGAAUGUGAACCUUGCCUGUGUGCUCACAAACACUGGGCUUUUGAUGUUAGAGAACAAACGGGAGUUCAACAUUGUUGUUGUUUUUUAUUUAUUUAAAGAAAUAGUUCAUCUAAAAUAAUAAAAAUCUUUACUAUAAACAACGCAUAUGUUUGUAUUUUACCCAGCUAGUCCACUUCUGACAUUUUUAGACUUAUUUUAUAGACUUUUUAGACAUUUAUAGACUUACAUACAUGCAUACACACACACACAUAAACACACACACACACACACACACACAUAUAUAUAUAUAAUUUGAAUUUUCUUUUGUAGGCAUGUACGAUGUAUAAAUUAUCAGCCAAUUUUUGCUUUUUUUAAUUAUUGGUAUCAGUCAGCUUAUUAGCAAUUGUAAUGCACAUUUUCUAUAUUUUUGCUUUUAGAUUACUUUUGCCAUCAUCUUAUGCAACAGAUAAACACUUGUAUUCAAAAACACUAAUAU
Molecule: messenger RNA, 6273 nt
Organism: Carassius auratus (goldfish)
Lineage: Eukaryota; Metazoa; Chordata; Actinopteri; Cypriniformes; Cyprinidae
Gene: zbtb5
Product: zinc finger and BTB domain containing 5
Exons: 3
Coding region: 180-2315 (711 amino acids)
Biological process (GO): regulation of transcription by RNA polymerase II
Molecular function (GO): RNA polymerase II cis-regulatory region sequence-specific DNA binding; protein binding; DNA-binding transcription factor activity, RNA polymerase II-specific
Source: RefSeq, a predicted model, not a curated record